AUGGAGAGCGUCUCUUCUUCCCCUUCACCCUUCCCUGCCGGUUCCCCCACCGUGCAGUCAGAGAAUGCCACUGCCCAAGACUACUCGGGCCUCCAGAAGAGCAUGCACGUCCUCUCCAUGGUGGUGUACAGCAUCGCCUGUUUGCUGGGGGUGACAGGAAACGGCCUCGUCAUCUGGAUUGCAGGCUUCAAGAUGAAGAAGACGGUGAACUCCGUCUGGUUCCUCAACCUGGCCAUUGCCGACUUCAUCUUCACCUUUUUCCUGCCCCUCAGCAUCGCCUAUACCGCCCUGGGCUUCCACUGGCCGUUUGGGAAGCUCCUGUGCAAGCUGAACAGCACCAUCGCCUUCCUCAACAUGUUUGCCAGCGUCUUCCUCCUGACGGUCAUCAGCAUGGACCGCUGCGUUUCUGUGGCCUUUCCCGUCUGGUCCCACAACCGCAGGAGUCCGGAGCUGGCGGCCAGAAUCGCGCUGGGGACGUGGGUCGUGGCUCUGCUCCUCAGCUCCCCGUACCUCGUUUUUCGGGACACCGUGGUCAGCUCCAGGAACAUCACCAGCUGCUAUAAUAAUUUUGCGCUGUCCGACGACUACACGUCCGAGGCGACGCGGAGGCUGUGGAGGAUGCGGCAUAAAGUGAUGAUCGUAACGCGAUUUUUAUGCGGGUUCCUCAUCCCUUUCACGGUCAUUCUCAUCUGCUACAGCAUCGUCGCUGUCAAGCUGAAAAGGCGGCAGUUAGCCAACUCUGCGAAGCCGUACAGAAUCAUCAUUGCCGUCACCGUCUCGUUUUUCCUCUGUUAUUUCCCCUAUCACGUCUUCUCCUUGCUGGAAAUAUCCAAAAACUCUUCCAGUCACGAGAUGAAAAUGGCCCUUUACAUAGGGAUCCCCUUGGUUUCCAGCCUUGCUUUCUUCAACAGCUGCAUCAACCCCAUCCUGUACGUCUUUGCGGGGCCGGAUUUCAAGGAGAAGUUUCGCCAGUCCAUCCUGUCAACCUUCGAAGGGGCCUUCAGCGAGGAGUCGGUGCUGGGCAGCCUGACCAGCAGGCGAAAGUCCAGGUCUGCUUCGGAAGCGGAGGUCCCCAGGGCCUGA
Molecule: messenger RNA, 1083 nt
Organism: Mesitornis unicolor (brown roatelo)
Lineage: Eukaryota; Metazoa; Chordata; Aves; Mesitornithiformes; Mesitornithidae
Product: chemokine-like receptor 1
Exons: 1
Coding region: 1-1083 (360 amino acids)
Biological process (GO): complement receptor mediated signaling pathway; positive regulation of cytosolic calcium ion concentration; phospholipase C-activating G protein-coupled receptor signaling pathway
Cellular component (GO): plasma membrane
Molecular function (GO): complement receptor activity; N-formyl peptide receptor activity
Source: RefSeq, a predicted model, not a curated record